Molecule: messenger RNA, 402 nt
Organism: Lathyrus sativus (Indian pea)
Lineage: Eukaryota; Viridiplantae; Streptophyta; Magnoliopsida; Fabales; Fabaceae
Source: the annotation of a GenBank genome assembly
AUGUCUUCAAUCACGACCGCACAAGGCGCCGUUUUCGCAACCGCCAUGGCUGUCUCCGGCACCGUCAUCCUCCUCGCUCUCCGUCUCCAGAAGUCUCUCCCACCAACCCAAUUCUCGUCCCUUCACCAAAUUCCUCCUUCUCGCCCUCCGAUUCUACGAUCUUGUAUAUCCUCCGGCAGAAAGAAAGCGAAGAAAAAGAAGAAGAGAGUUCAUUUUGCGGAUGAUGUUAUGGAUACGUGCGGAGAUGGAGAAGAAUACAGAAAGCAGCAUUCUUUGAAGAUGAAUUCGAGAACAAAGGUUUCGAGGAACUGUAAUGGCGGAAAAGGAAUGCCGGCGAAUAGAGUUGCUUUGUAUAAUGGAAUUCUCAGAGAUCGCGUUAAUCAACGAUUGGCUUAUUGUUGA